AUGAUAUUUCUCCCCAUUACGGAAGCGGACCUUCAGAUUGUGCCACCUUUAAUGAAUAAUGUGCCAUUUGCCUUUAUGUGGAAUGCUCCCACUGAACUGUGCUUGAAAAAAUAUGACAUUGAUUUAGACCUGAAUUAUUUCCAUUAUGUAAGCAGUACUUUGAAAACCUCAACCAACCAGCCAGUUUCAAUAUUUUACAUAGACAGAUUUGGGUCAUUUCCUUUUAUUGAUCGCCUUACAGGGAAAUUUUACAAUGGUGGGUUACCACAACUUGGCAAUUUGAAGGACCACCACAAAAAAGCUGCAGAAGAUAUCACUUUCUACAUUCCUUCUGAAAAUGCUGGCUUGGCUGUAAUUGAUAUGGAAGAUUGGAGCCCACAGUGGAUAAGGAACUGGGGUAUCAAAAACAUAUACAGAAAUCUUUCAGUAAGUUUUGCCUUUCAGGUAGACUUAACCCUCACUUCAGACUCAGCUGCUCAAGAAAUUGCAAGAAAGCACUUCGAAACUGCAGCAAAGAAUUACAUGAAGACGUCAUUAAUGCUGGGGAAGUCCUUAAGAGCUAAUCGAUUAUGGGGUUACUAUCUAUACCCAGAAUGCUAUAACUACGACUACAAUCAAAACCCAGAUAAUUAUUCUGGAAAAUGUCCUGAUAUUGAAUUAAAAAGAAACAAUGACCUUCAGUGGCUCUGGCAAGAAAGUUCAGCUUUAUUCCCAUCCAUAUAUCUGGAAAAAAUACUGAAAAAUUCCUAUAGUGCUACCUUGUUUGUGCGUAACCGUGUCCUGGAAGCAAUGCGCAUUUCAUUGUUUCCCAACCGGACAAAUUACUCCCUCCCUGUAUAUGUAUAUACACGUCUUGUAUACACGGAUAGCAUUUCAACGUAUCUAACUGAGGCUGAUUUAGUAAGUACAAUUGGAGAAUCAGCAGCUUUGGGAGCAGCAGGGAUUGUAGAAUGGGGUGAUCUGAAUCUGACAUUGAGUAAGGAUAUCUGCUCAUCUCUGAGGACUUACAUUCAAGUUGUUUUAAACCCCUAUGUGUUAAAUGUGACCACAGCAAGUCGGCUUUGCAGUGAAAGUCUUUGUGGAGGGGAAGGCAGAUGUGUUCGAAGGAACAUGGACUCCAAUACUUACCUGCACUUAAAUUCACGCAACUUUCAAAUUACAAGAAUGGUCAAUGGGACGCUGAAAGUAACAGGACAAUUGACCAAAGAAGAUAUACAGUGGGAGAAGGCUUUUUUGUCUAGAAUCAUAUUUACUAAGGCAGCCUUCUGUUCAGCUGAAAAUUUUGCCCUUCUCCCAUCAGCAUAA
Messenger RNA from Polypterus senegalus (gray bichir), 1305 nucleotides. RefSeq names its product hyaluronidase PH-20-like. Gene Ontology annotation, molecular function: hyalurononglucosaminidase activity. NCBI's taxonomy places the organism in Eukaryota, Metazoa, Chordata, Cladistia, Polypteriformes, Polypteridae. Bases 1 to 1305 code for a protein of 434 amino acids. The record is from RefSeq and is a predicted model, not a curated record. Gene Ontology annotation, biological process: hyaluronan catabolic process; carbohydrate metabolic process. Gene Ontology annotation, cellular component: acrosomal vesicle. The transcript has 4 exons.